This is a messenger RNA of Merops nubicus (carmine bee-eater), 1278 nucleotides long. RefSeq names its product ADP-ribosylation factor GTPase activating protein 1 (gene ARFGAP1). The annotation marks the transcript as partial. Gene Ontology annotation, biological process: regulation of ARF protein signal transduction; regulation of endocytosis. NCBI's taxonomy places the organism in Eukaryota, Metazoa, Chordata, Aves, Coraciiformes, Meropidae. Gene Ontology annotation, cellular component: Golgi membrane. The transcript is spliced from 10 exons. The record is from RefSeq and is a predicted model, not a curated record. Gene Ontology annotation, molecular function: GTPase activator activity.
UUUUGUACGUUCUGUAACCAUGGACAAAUGGAAGGACAUCGAGCUGGAGAAAAUGAAGGCUGGAGGCAACAGCAAAUUUCGAGAGUUCUUGGAGUCUCAAGAUGACUAUGAUCCCUGCUGGUCAAUGCAAGAGAAGUACAACAGCAAAGCUGCAGCUCUUUUUAGAGAUCAGGUAGCUACAGUAGCUGAAGGCAAGGAGUGGUCUAUUGAAACUUCUCCUGCCAGGAACUGGACCCCACCUCAGCCUAAAGCAUCUCUCUCUUCCACUCACCGUUCUGCUGGAUCAUCUCAGACUGCAACUGCCUCUGCUGACAAGGCUUUUGAAGACUGGUUGAAUGAUGAUGUCAACUCCUACCAAGGUGGCCAAGAGAAUCGUUAUGUGGGGUUUGGAAACACAGUAAACCCUCCCAAAAAAGAGGAUGACUUCCUGAAUAAUGCUAUGUCUUCACUCUACUCGGGAUGGAGCAGUUUCACAACUGGAGCAAGCAAAAUUGCCUCUGCUGCUAAAGAGGGUGCUACCAGAUUUGGAUCUCAAGCAAGCCAAAAGGCAUCAGAGUUAGGGCAGACAUUAAAUGAAAAUGUUCUCAAACCUGCACAGGAAAAGGUGAAAGAGGGGAAAAUAUUUGAGGAGGUCACCGUGGGGGUAUCUCAGUUGGCCAGCAAGGUUCAGGGAGUUGGGAGCAAGGGCUGGAGAGACGUCACCACUUUUUUUUCUGGCAAACCAGAUGAUAAUUCUGAAAGACCAGCUGAGGGAGACAGCUACCAGAACAGUGGAGGGGAAGGCUACCAGAACAAUGCUGUAGAUCAAAGCUUCUGGGAGACCUUUGGCAACUCGGAUCCACCAAAAGCUCACAAAUCUCCAAGCAGUGAGAGCUGGACCUAUGUGGACAAUUCCACAGAGAAGAAGAGCUCUGACAGCUGGGACGUGUGGGGCUCAGGAACAGUCUCCAACAACAAGAACAGUAACAGCGACAGCUGGGAAAACUGGGAGACCAACUGGGAAAACACAGGAGGGGAGAGCAAGACCAAAAAACCUCCUAAGGCAACAAAAAAGGCCUCUUCAGCUGAUGAUGGGUGGGAUAACCAGAACUGGUAGGACUCUGCUGACCCUGUUUUGCACAGCUAGGAAAGGGAGGCUCUGCUGGCUGAUGGAGGGGAGAAGGUUUUACAUGCAACUGGAGUUAUCCUGGGUGACCUUAUUGAUCUGUUACUUUUGUGCUUCCCAUUCAUUCUCCUUUCUUCUCUCCUGGUUUAGGAAACAAAAAAUACAUAGCAUCU